This is a messenger RNA of Symbiodinium natans, 1143 nucleotides long. The record is from the annotation of a GenBank genome assembly. Lineage: Eukaryota; Dinophyceae; Suessiales; Symbiodiniaceae.
AUGCGAUGCCCCCGUCCAGCGGGCGUGGUAGAGUGCCAGAUUUGGGCAGUGGCCAAAGAUGCCUUUGCUGCCCGCGGCGAGCCUUUCAGGACAGCUGCUGUGCUUGGUUGGGACUGGAUCCAUUACCUCUGUUCCGAGUGCGAUGUGCUCAUCCGUCAUAAGGAGGAUGAGGAUGCUACCAGCGAAAUGGUGCAGCUCAUCCGAAGCCACGAUGUCCCCGAACUCAUGUUCUUGCACCUGGACGAGGUCGACCAUGAGGGGCACGAGCACGGCUGGGGUUCCCAGAAGUACUUCGCGGCCAUGCGCGACGCGGACCGCCGCCUGGGGUCCCUGCUGCAAGCCCUAAGUGAUGUCGGUCUCAUUGAGGAAACCUUGGUCCUCGUUGUGGCCGACCAUGGAGGCGUCGAGCACGACCACGGUGGUUUCACUCAGGCGGAGCUUUUCGUUCCCUUUCUGGCGCGCGGGCCCGGAGUCCCUUCUGGCCAGGUACUCUCGGAGGCCGAGGUGUGCGUGAGCCUCCUCGACGUGGCGCCCACGGUUCUGGCAGCCCUGGGCGCUGACUUCUUCCGGGCAAAGACCUAUGAUACGGCCGACCUGGACCACCCGAAUGCUACUCAAGAUGAGCCCAAGACCAGAGCCAGCCAAAAGAAGAGCGGAGCUGCGGCUGAACGAACUUCGCGUGUCGGAAGAUGUUCCAAGAGCACUUCGGUUGCUGGGGGCCACUUGAGACGCCUACGAUUCUUGGGACAUUUGGGAAACUUGGGGGCUGGGACUCAUUCGCAUCACGUGGAGGGGCACUUUUGUACAGCUGUGGAUACGGGAGACCCAGAGGUUGGCAACUUGAGUGUCGGGGCUCCGUUGGCUUUGGUGCGGGCAUCGAAGUAUCCAGCCCGGACAAGGGCGGAAGGCGAAAGCUACACUAUUCUGAACGUCUCCGUGCAGGAUCUCUUGUCGGAAGUCACGGCGGACGUCAAGGCAACAGUUCCUUUGGAAAUCCAGACGCGAUACGUUUUGGAGCAGAAGCCUUGCCUAAUUGUCAUUGGAGGCACAGGUUUGGGGCAACGGGUCAAUGAAGACACGUGGGCAUGUCAGGAAAGUUACGGGGAGACGACACCCGAAACACUGGGGCUGGAGGGUUACUGA